Arachis stenosperma is the source of this 393-nucleotide messenger RNA. RefSeq names its product secreted RxLR effector protein 161-like. The transcript has a single exon. NCBI's taxonomy places the organism in Eukaryota, Viridiplantae, Streptophyta, Magnoliopsida, Fabales, Fabaceae. The record is from RefSeq and is a predicted model, not a curated record. Bases 1 to 393 code for a protein of 130 amino acids.
AUGGUGGGCUGUGCAGCUUGUCACACUCCACUCCCUUCCACAACUAAGAUCAUAGCCCUUGGAGGAGCAAGCUUCAAUGAUUCGGGACUGUACAGGUCUGUCAUUGGAAGCCUGCAGUACCUUACCAUCACAAGGCCUGAAAUUUGCUAUUGUGUUAACAAAUUAGCACAAUUUGUCCAGUCUCCUCUGGACUCUCACUGGAGAAAGGUGAAACGAGUGUUGAGAUACUUGAGUGGCACAGCAAGCUAUGGCCUACAUAUAAAGAGGGACACUGAUCAGAACACAGCUAUGAAGAUUGUUGCUUACAGUGAUUCUGACUGGGUUGGGGACCCAGAUGACAGAAAAUCAAUUAGUGGCUAUUGUGUAUUCCUUGGCUCCAACCUAGUCGCCUAG